Messenger RNA from Trichoderma reesei QM6a, 2996 nucleotides. RefSeq lists its product as uncharacterized. Lineage: Eukaryota; Fungi; Ascomycota; Sordariomycetes; Hypocreales; Hypocreaceae. The record is from RefSeq and is a predicted model, not a curated record. Gene Ontology annotation, biological process: protein desumoylation. Bases 141 to 2996 code for a protein of 951 amino acids. Gene Ontology annotation, molecular function: SUMO-specific endopeptidase activity. The transcript is spliced from 4 exons. Gene Ontology annotation, cellular component: cytoplasm; nucleus.
ACACCAGCGCUCGUUGCUCACUCGGACAGCCACCGACAGAGCUACCUAUGCUUGAGUGAACCAUGCGACAAUCAGCGGCAACACCAUGGCUCACAGCGACGACGAUAAGCCACCCAGCGUGACGAGAGGCGCAAAGGGCGAUGCAGCAAAGUCCGAGACUCAACCGCCAUCGCCGCCGUCGCCAGAGCUUCAUCCUCGUGAGCAGCGAGAGCCUGCAGCUGCCGUCGCCCCAAAACAGCGAGCAGAAGCGCAUCAAUGGGUCGGUAACCAAACCAGUCGAUACCCUCAGCGUAAAACGAUUCGAGGCCCGAAACGAACCAGACGUGCCAGCCGCGAAGCGCCAGAAGAAGGACAACACGCGGACCUAUGGCGAGACCAGCCAUUACUUCGAACCAUCUCGAGCCAAGAACGGCAUUCACGAGGUCCUCAUCGACGACGAUACAGUCGACCACAGAAGCAACUCAAGCGCGGGAAUCGCAGGCGCCGGCAAUCUGGCUUUGCGCGAAUACCGCGCCCUGGACGACAAACUCCAUACGGGCAGGAAACCGCCGCGACGACGUAGAAGCCGGACCGGCACAAAUCUGAGUUCGCCGCUGAACGGUGCGGUCAACACUAGGCCAGACGUCUUCCGAUCUCCUGCAUUUCAAAAGCGAGGCACCCUCAUAUCUGUUCAAGACAGCCCAGAUGUCCUUGGUGCCCAAGAGCCUGAUGCUGGACCCGCGAACAUUACCUCCGAUCUCUUCUCACACUCCUCUACGAAACGGAACCGAUCGAACCUUCCCAGGCCCAUCUUCAAACGCCAAAAGCCUUCGACAACGAAAGAACCCAUAGACAUUUCGGAAGAUGAACUCCAAGCCGAUCCCACGAAGCGCGGCGGAGCUAGCCGCCAGAGCGCUGCCCUCCCACGAUCCUCCGGCACUUCUGGUGCCCCCAGCAAGAUCCCCAUGAGAGGUGACAUACAGCCUACAAUUUUCGAAAAUGCUGAGCUAGAAAAGAAGGCCGAGAAGGCAUUCAUUGAAGCAAAGAAUUGGAUAGCCUCAAAUGUUACUUCCAAAACCAACGGCCGGACAUCCGCGGACGAUAAGACGGACGAUAAGAGGCAAGAGGGUGCAAUUGCACCACCAUCGAGCCCAGACCGACGCUCAGGAUCGAAUCGAUCGAAGCUCAUAGACAGCUUAAUGCGAUCAGCCAAGAGUUCCGAAGACUCUGUAGCCGUUGAACGGCCGGAAGAGGAGCUUGGGUACGAGUUUGACGUUCGCCGGUUGACGAGGUCGUACGAUCCACCUACGCGCCGUCGAAUGCCCUCUCCAGACACCUGGACAACGCUGCAUCCAGACUGGCAUGAGUCAUGGCAGGCACCGCUUAUAUUCCCCCCGACCGGAAAGAAUAGAGCGACGGUGGACAAAGUCGACAUUCCCCGACUAGAUGAGGGCGAGUUCUUGAACGACAAUCUCAUCAACUUUUACAUCCGCUAUCUAGAAUACAGCCUGGAAAAGGAGAGGCCUGAACUGCUUCGCAAAAUCUACUUCUUCAGUACCUUCUUCUUCGAGAAGUUGAAGUCCACAAAGGGCAAGAUCAACUAUGACGGCGUCAGAUCAUGGACGGCAAAGGUGGAUUUGCUCUCUUAUGACUACAUCAUUGUGCCAGUCAACGAAAAUGCUCACUGGUAUCUGGCCAUUAUCUGCAACGUUCCCAACGCAGUCAAAUCCGCCUCAGAGGAUAAGAAGAGAGAAGCGUCGACGACUCCGAUACCAGAUGCCAUAGAAGUGGCGGAUGCACCUAGGUCCCCCCACCUGUCAUCAGUGGAACGGAAUUUGACGGACAUCACUCUGGAGGAUACAGCUGUGACAACGGCAGCAUCAAGAGAAAAAGCCGAUGACGUCUCAUUGUGCGGCGGUAUAUCUUCAUCGGUUGCGCGGUUCGCCCCCCUUAAGAAGAGGAGAACCACAGGCUCUACGCAAUCCAAGUUUGAUCCUUCCCAACCGAGAAUCAUCACCCUCGACUCGCUGGGAAACGCACAUGCCCCAACCUGCAGGGCGUUGAAGGAAUAUUUGAUCGAGGAAGCAAAGGCUAAAAGGGGAAUCGACUUGACAACCGUGCCCAGUGGCAUGACAGCGAGAGGCAUACCAGAACAAAACAACUAUUGCGACUGCGGCGUAUUCAUACUGGCGUAUAUGGAAGAAUUUUUGGCGAACCCCGAUGAGGCAGCACGUAAGCUCCUGAUGAAGGAAGAACUGGGGUGGGACAUUCGUCCUGCUGAUAUACGAAACAGUAUCAGGGAACUCCUGUUUGAUCUUCAAGCUGAACAGCAAAAGCGCCACAAGCAACUUGAGGAGGAGAAAAGACUUCGCAAGGCGAAGAGGAAGUCUCUGGUCGAGACAAGCCCAGAGGCUUCCUCACCGCUUAAGCCUGUGGUUUUGUCACCUCCAGCACCCAAGAUCCCCGGCUCUUUCCCCUCAGAAUCUCCAGAGAGGAAGUCGGCAUCAGGAACAGCUCGAUCAUCGCCGGAAUCCGUACAAGAGGCCAAGAGGCAGGAGGGCGGGGGCUUGAAUGGUGAAGCAUCAAAUCAAGCUGCAGAAGCUCAGCCAAAGCGCAAGUCAUCUGAAGGCCCCCGAUUUGUCAGCCCUCUAUCAUUCGACAAGAUCGUCGUGGAGCUGAAACCUCCAAAAGGUUUCGACAGGAGCGAAUUUGUCACCUCGUCCGACGAUGUCCAGAUCAUGAAGGAGACGUCAGUUCCUCCAAGCGAGCAUAAAGGCGGCUCAAACACGGCUGCAAAACGCCGGCGCCGACACUCUUCUGUGGAAGAGGUCGAGGCACCAGCUGUUCGACCAACUUCAUCUUCUCGACUGCAGAAACAAGGGAACAAAACAUCUGCCAAUGCCUCGUCGUCACGGCUCCCUCAACAGUCGAUUGAAUGCAUCGAAUCUGAUGGCGACCAACCCAAAUACGAUGGGAUAGACAGGUCCAGCAAACCGAUUGAGGCAAUUGUACUCUAA